AUGCCCGCUCCGAAGGACGUCAGUCAACUUCGCUCUUUUCUGGGACUCAUCAAUUUCUACGGAAACUUCAUCAAGGAUCUCCACAAUCUACGCGCUCUUUUGGAUACUCUUACGAUAAUGGAUGUUGUCUACACAUGGACACAGGAGUGCCAGUCUUCUUUGGACAAGAUUAAAGUAAUCCUAAGCUCGGAUCUCCUGUUGACCCACUUUGACCUAAGUCUCCCGAUCAUCGUUGCCGUUGAUGCUUCAAAUUACGGAAUGGGAGCAACCCUCUCACAUCGCUUCGCAGUUGGAUGCGAGAACAUCAUUUAUUACGCAAGCUGUUGCCCGACACAACCACAGAUGAACUACAGCUAG
This is a messenger RNA of Necator americanus (New World hookworm), 357 nucleotides long. RefSeq lists its product as uncharacterized. The coding region runs from base 1 to 357 and encodes 118 amino acids. The transcript has a single exon. The record is from RefSeq and is a predicted model, not a curated record. Lineage: Eukaryota; Metazoa; Nematoda; Chromadorea; Rhabditida; Ancylostomatidae.